AUGAAUAUGCACAUGCUACGCUUUUCGAGAGAACGAUAUUCGAUGACCGUCGAUGCUAUAUCAAACUUUCCCUGGGCCAAAGUUAAGACUGGUAUGGCCUCUGAGGCGCGGCCGCUCAGCAUCAUUAGGCUCCCAGGUCAGCGACAACGACGCGCUGCACAGCGGCUUCUCAAGCUGUACUCGACUUGUGUCCACCCUGCUGCGCCAUCCUCCGGUGAGGAUACAAUCAGGAUCGUUUGCAUUUCUGAUACACACAACACCCGACCCGAACUUCCACCCGGUGAUGUUCCCAUCCAUGCUGGCGACCUGACCGAGAACGGUUCGUUCAACGAAAUACAAACGGAGCUGAGAUGGCUCUCUUCGCAACCACAUCGGUACAAGGUGUUCGUCGCAGGGAACCAUGAUGUGCUGCUGGAUGAAGACUUCUUACAGAGCCAGCCGCAAAGACGAUAUGGGUCAUCGCGGACGAAGGAGGAUUUAGAUUGGGGGAGUGUCACCUACCUCCAGAAUUCUUCCAUCACGCUCGACUUUCCUCGAAAUCCGCACAAUGCAAGCGGUGCCGAGACUGUGGGGUCCACAGAGAAUACAAGCUCUCCUGCUCGAAGGCUCAUGGUGUACGGCAGCCCCUUCACACCUCGAUACGGCAUGUCGGCUUUCCAGUAUUGCCCAGACCCUCAAUUUUGGACCGAAAUAUUUGCUCCCUUGCGCACUGCACCGGACAUACUCGUCACCCAUGGGCCACCGAAGUUCCAUCUUGAUGCCCGUGAUUUCCAUAAGGCAGGCUGUCCGUAUUUGGGCGUGGAAGUUGCGAGGAUCAGGCCGAGACUGCACGUCUUUGGUCACAUCCACGCAUCAUAUGGACGUGAGGAUGCCGUCCUCGAUGCCUGGUAA
Diaporthe citri is the source of this 891-nucleotide messenger RNA. RefSeq lists its product as uncharacterized. Gene Ontology annotation, molecular function: hydrolase activity. Bases 1 to 891 code for a protein of 296 amino acids. Lineage: Eukaryota; Fungi; Ascomycota; Sordariomycetes; Diaporthales; Diaporthaceae. The record is from RefSeq and is a predicted model, not a curated record. The transcript has 2 exons.